AAAAUAACACAAAUAAACUUACACCAGUUUGUUUUGUUUUUAAUAAAUUAGAAAAGUGAAAAGUUUUGAUAUUAUUGAUUUAGAUAUAUUGGUUGAAAACUGAUGCCAAAUUAUAUGCUCAUUACAGAAUCUAUUAAAAUCAUUUUAGGUCAGAAAGAGUUUCUUAAGGCACACAUGCUGUAUGAUUUGUUGAGUAGGGAUGAUAAUAAUCUCAAUUUGUUGGCAAUUUAGAUUUAUCUUAUAAUAAAUAUAUUGUGCUUAUAAUGUCAAGACACACAGCUGGAUUUUUCUUGUAUAUGUUGGAACUGUCCUUCAAAAACCAGCGAUGGUCUUAGCUUCUUUACUAUACCAAAAGAUCAUAGGAGAGCUGAAUUUUGGUUGAAACAGUGCAAUCGACAAGAUUUGAUCAAAAAAGAUAUCAAAGCAUUGCUUAAAAAUUAUAGAAUAUGUGAACUUCAUUUUGAUAAAAAAUAUGUAUCGAAGAGUGGUUUACGAAAAACUUUAUUCCAAAGAGCUUAUCCUUCAAUUUUUUUCCACUUAAAAAGUUCCACUCAGUUUGAUUCUAUUGAAGAAACGACAAAAAGAUUGCCAAUUUCAGAAAGUUUAACCUUACGACCUAUUUCAAAUAAAAAUAUAUUAAAAACUAAUAAAAUAGAUGGAAAGGGACUAUUAAAAAGUAUGGAUAGAAAAGAAGUUAGUUUUACAGAUGAAAAAGGCCAAAAUAAUAAUGAAAAGCAAUUGACCAACCGAGGCCCUAAUAUAUUAAGAAACAAAACAAAAAAAAGAGAUAUUAAAGAAGAAACACAAGAAUUAAUAGAUCUAGAAGAGCCUGCUUCAAAAAACAUCGAAUUUUAUAUAAAGCAAGAAGAUAUUAAGGACAAUGAAUUUGAACGGAUUAAGGCGCAGUUACUUGAAGCUAAUCUAUUGAAAGAAAAUUCUGAUAAAACUUUAGAAAAGUAUGAAGAAAUUGAUAAAUUAGUUAUAAAAAAUAAUUUGCUGAUGCAAAAUUUUGAUAAGCUGUAUGAGGAGAAUGAAAAUAUGAAAAGAAUAUUUAUUGAUUUGGAAAAUAAGCUUGAAACAUUUACCAAAGAGAAUAAAAUAUUAAAAGAACAAUUAGACAAAACUAGUUCAUUAUCCGAAAAUGCUAUAAAUACAGAAUUGAUUGAUUUGACUGAUAUGAACUCUAUAUGCAGAAUAUGUUUACAAAAACAUUCAAAACUAAAAUCUUUUGACGAUUCAAUAAAUUUUGAUCAUCCAGAGAUCCGUCCAAUAAAUGUUUUGGAUGCUCUGCUUUCAAUAGGAUUGGAUUCGAUUACAAUAAUUGAAGACCGUUUUCCAGACAAAAUUUGUCCAAAAUGUGUCGAACAAUUGAAACAAUUUAUAAUAUUUAAAUACACUUACUCGAAGUCUUGUGAAAUUUUAAAACAUGCGUUUAAGAUAAACGAAGAAACAAAGAAUGCAGAAAAUAAUGAUGAUGCUUAUUCUGAAAUAUAUUCAACGGAAGAUGUAACAUUUAAAGAUGAAAUUCCGGAUUGGAAUUUAAAAAUUGAUGAAGCCAACCAAAACUUGGAUUUUAAUUUUAAGAAUAUCCAAAACACUGAAAUGGCCAAAGACAAUUCUUUUUACGAUCGAAUAAACCAGAUAAAAGAAAAGAAACAAACACAUAAAUGCCCAAUUUGUUUUAAAGUAUUAAAAAUUUCCCAAUUUCGACCACAUAUACAUACACAUAAAGGAUUGGAAAGAUAUUUCAGCGGUCCUAAGGUACCUAAAAAUGUUAAGUUUUAUGCUGUUCCAAAUAGCACCGUUAGUCUGGUAAACGAGAAAGAAAUGUUUCAUAAAUGUCCGUUUUGUCCGGAAAGUUUUACUGCUGCUGCUUAUUUGAUUCAUGUCGAUAAUCAUUUAAAAAAUGACCAAUUUACGUGCGAUAAAUGUGGUAGAGUUUUUAAAAAAAGGAGUUAUUUGAUCCAACAUUUGUUGGUGCACACGAAAGAGCUGCCAUACAGCUGCAAAACGUGCAACAAAGGAUUUGUAAAUAAACAAAACUAUGAAUAUCACUUAUUGACUCAUUCGUACAAAGAUGACGAAUUGCCAUAUCAAUGUGAACAUUGUGAUAGGAAAUUCUCUAAUCCAUCUCAUUUAGCACGACACAUGACAAUCCAUUUGGAAAAUUGUUCUUACAGUAGCAAGUACAGAAUGAAAAGAUGUCGCAGUUGCCUUCAAAGCUUUAGAAGCGAGGAUCAAUUCAAGUCGCAUAGAUGUAUGUUGACAGGCGUUAGAGUACACUUUUGUAGAUAUUGUAGGAAAUCGUUCGCCACGCCUAAAGCGUAUUACCGUCAUUUACGAGUACAGCAUAAAAUUCAUAAAAAACGAAACCGGCAGUUCUGUGCAGAAUGUAAUAAAGUUGUAUCCAAUAUAACAUACCACAGAAUAAGGGUGCAUCCUGAUACUGCGAAUAAGUCUUUGUGCCCCGUUUGUGGACUGUAUGUUGUAAACAUUUAUAGUCAUAGGCUCAAACAUGAACCUUUGAAAUGCAACAUCUGCGGUAAGGAAUUUCGCCACUCGACUGUUUUAAAAAAACACGUAAUGAUCCAUACUGGCCAAAAACCCUAUCUGUGCAGUUCUUGUCCCAAAACUUUCAAUUGCAAAUAUAAUCUACAGGUACACGAAAGAAUACAUACUGGAGAUAAAUGCCACGUUUGUUCGAUAUGCGACAAAGGCUUUUUGGAAAAGUCGUAUCUAAAAAAGCAUAUGAGAAUUCAUAAGGACAUCAGAGGUGGUGGCUUUAAUGAAGAGAAUAAUUAUGAAAUAGCAGGGAAUGAUGAAUAUGUGUCGUCAAAUUAAUUUAUUGAAUGCAUUUUGUAAAUUUUUGUUUAAAUUAU
This is a messenger RNA of Psylliodes chrysocephalus, 2879 nucleotides long. NCBI's taxonomy places the organism in Eukaryota, Metazoa, Arthropoda, Insecta, Coleoptera, Chrysomelidae. The record is from the annotation of a GenBank genome assembly.